AUGACCGACAUCGCCCAAUCUGCCGAAGCCCUGAAGGCCCAACCUGAGGUGAACUUUCCUGAGGUGCCCUUCUUUCAGGGUCCUGAGGCCCCUUGCCGCUUCGAGGCUGAAGUCUACAACUGCGUUGUGCGUGGAAAGAUCCCCACGGAGAUCGAUGGAACUUACUAUCGCUGCAUGCCUGAUUGGUCGUGGGCCCCUCUGUAUGAUGAUGAUGUCUUCAUCAACGGUGAUGGUGCCAUAGAUGCGAUCCGGAUCAAAGACGGCCACGCCGAUUUCAAGCAAAAGUAUGUCAGGACAUCGAAGUUCCUCAUUGAGAGAGCGGCAAGACAGGCCGUGUUUGGCAAAUAUCGCAACCGUUUUACCGACGAUGCCCGCGUCAAACAUGAGGUGCAUUCUACAGCGAACACACAUAUCAUCUACUUCGAGAAUCAGCUGCUGGCACUGAAGGAAGACUCGAAGCCUUAUGCCAUGGACCCAGACUCUCUUGAAACCAAGGGGCUCUACGACUUCGGCGGCCAGUAUUCUGCUCCUACUUUCACCGCGCAUCCAAAGAUUGACCCCGACAAUGGUGAAUUGAUCACAAUGGGCUAUGAGGCGAAGGGUGAUGCCACGAAUGAUGUCGCGUACUACUUGUUCGACAAAGACGGCAAGAAGCUUGAAGAGUGUUGGAUCAAGACGCCAUAUGUGGGAAUGAUGCAUGACAUGGCAGCGACCAAGAACUGGGUCGUUUUUGUACUCAUCCCCCUGGAGACCCAGCCACUGGAGCUCCUCCAGCAAGGCUCGAGGCACUUCGCUUGGGCCGAGGACAAGCCUUUGACUUUUGGCAUACUUCCACGGCGCAACCCAAAGCCGGAAGAUGUUCGCUGGUUCCACUACGAUAACGCCUUCUACGGGCACACUGGAAAUGCAUUUGAGGGUGACGAUGGAUGUGUUUAUCUUGACGCCCCGCUCACCUAUCACAACAAGUUCUGGUUCUUUGGCCCCCGGGGCGAGGACCCGUUCACCCAUCCAAGCGCCAAACCAAAGAAUGACGGACGUCCGGAAAGUCAUUACGUGCGGUGGAAGUUCGACCCCAACGCAACUGACUUUCGCGUUGAGCCGACUGAGUUGGUCAAUCUGGAUGGCGAGAUGCCCAAACUUGAUGAGAGGUUUGCUACCAAGAAGUAUAACAAAAUCUUCUUGUGCGUUCACGAUCCGAAGGCGGAGUACAGCCCUGUCGGUGGAACUUACAACACUCUAGCCAGUGCGGACAUCAACACAGGGAAAUCAAAAUACUGGUCCGCUGGUGAACAUACCGCACUCCACGAGGUGGCGUUCAUUGCGAAAUCGCCGGACGCACCCGAAGGUGAUGGCUAUUUGAUCACCAUUGCUAACAGGCGUGAUGUUAAACUUUCCUGUAUUCUCAUUCUUGACGCGAACGAUGUCGAAGCAGGCCCUGUUGCUAUUAUUGAGCUCCCUUUCCGCCUACGCAACGGUAUCCAUGGAAGUUGGAUCCGGAAGGAGUAUGCAGGAACAACCGUCAAGCCAGCUUUGCUCUAG
This is a messenger RNA of Ilyonectria robusta, 1539 nucleotides long. RefSeq names its product carotenoid oxygenase. The transcript is spliced from 5 exons. Bases 1 to 1539 code for a protein of 512 amino acids. Gene Ontology annotation, biological process: carotene catabolic process. The record is from RefSeq and is a predicted model, not a curated record. Gene Ontology annotation, molecular function: carotenoid dioxygenase activity. NCBI's taxonomy places the organism in Eukaryota, Fungi, Ascomycota, Sordariomycetes, Hypocreales, Nectriaceae.